Conger conger (European conger) is the source of this 2053-nucleotide messenger RNA. RefSeq names its product deoxyribonuclease-1-like. Gene Ontology annotation, molecular function: DNA nuclease activity. Bases 515 to 1483 code for a protein of 322 amino acids. The record is from RefSeq and is a predicted model, not a curated record. NCBI's taxonomy places the organism in Eukaryota, Metazoa, Chordata, Actinopteri, Anguilliformes, Congridae. Gene Ontology annotation, biological process: DNA catabolic process. The transcript is spliced from 12 exons. Gene Ontology annotation, cellular component: nucleus.
AUUAUCCUGUACGGUGUGUGACCACCUUUGUUUGUAUAACCCAGCCCGUAGACUCCCGUGUGGAAUGCUCUGUGUGUGGGGUAACCAUCCCCUGUGUGGAAUGUUCCGUGUCUAGCGCUUGCUCCUGCAGGGUGGGUUUGGCGGCUGUUUUGUUGUUGAACAUCAGACUCAGUAGAGCACAGACGCCUGACAGGAUCGUGUGAAGUCAGUCAGUGAUGAUCAGUGAUGGAGUUUCACUAGCUGUUGCUCCGGACCUGGGGAUAUCUCCUGCAUUUGAGGUGUCAUCGGACUAAACGUGAUCGCCCUGGAAGGGAUAUUGUUACCAGUGCAAGCGGUAAUUAACACGGAGUUGGGACAUCACCUGAACAUUUCACCUGAGACGCUGUAAGAAGAGGGGGUCGGUGUUCGUCAGGAGGAUCUGCCAUCGCUCCAUAUCAGGGAGAGCAGUGCAGUAUAAAGAUCGCUUUCAGGGGAACUGGUCGCCCAAAUCUUGCAGGUUCAAUUCCCAGCAGCCAUGAAGAUUGCAUCGUUUAACGUUCAGAGAUUUGGCUUGAGUAAGGUUUCCAAACCAAAUGUCCUGUCGACUCUCAUCAAGAUAGUGUCCCGCUAUGACAUCAUUGUGAUUCUGGAGGUGGUGGAUGUGAGUGGAGCUUCAGUGGAGCGUUUCGUAACGGAACUAAACAGGGUGAAUAAGCAGCACCAUUACACGCUGAGGAUCAGCAGCCGUCUGGGACGCACACGCUACAAGGAGCAGUUCCUCUUCCUGUACCGGGACGAUGCAGUGACCUUCUGGUCUCUCCGCAGGGACGAUGCAGUGAACCUGGUGGGCUCAUAUCAGUAUGAGGACUCCCAGGCAGGAGAUGAGGAUGUGUUCGCCAGGGAGCCGUACAUCCUGCGCUUCCAGUCCAUGGCAACAGAGCUGAAGGACCUGGUGCUGAUCCCUGUGCACACGAAGCCUGACGACUCGGAGCGUGAGCUGGACGAGCUGUACGACGUCUUCCUGGCGGUGAAGAAGAAGUGGAAGACUGAUAACAUCAUGAUCCUGGGCGACUUCAACGCGGACGGGGCGUACGUCUCCACCAGAGACAUGAAGACGAUCCGUAUCCGGAGCAACCCGAAUUUCCACUGGCUGAUCAAGGACGACGUGGACACCACGGCCAACACCGGCAACGAGCACACCUACGACAGGAUCGUGGUUUAUGGAGACGACAUGUUGGACGCCAUCGUGCCAAACUCAGCACAGCCGUUCAACUUCCAUACAGCUUUUAAUCUGACAGAGGAAAUGGCGCUGGACGUGAGUGAUCAUUACCCUGUUGAGGUGGAACUGAAGUGUCUUGGCUCAGAGAGAAAACAUUACACAGGAGGCUCACGCUCAGAGCUGCUCUACCUGGAGGUUCUGAAGCUGAAGAAGCAAAACCAGAUUCUGAAGAAAGAAAAACUCAAACUGCAGAUCCAGGUGCUGAAGAUGAAGAGGGCACGCUGAAGAUGAGGAGGGCUGAAGGUGAAGAUUUCACUGCAGCGGAACAUAAUAAGAUAAUAGUUUCAUUGUAAUGGCGCUGAAGCAGGGCUGCCCAACCCUGAUGAUCUGCCAUUCUGUGGGAUUUCAUUUCAACAGUAAUUAUAGAUGUUGAGUGAGGUGUGUUUUCUUACAGUUGAAGUGAAAAUCUACAGUUCCUUCCCAGGAAUAGGGUUGGGCAGUCUUUGCCAAAUAGAAAGCGGUGGGGUAUUUAACAGUUUUUAACAUUUACCUGUAGGUUUUUAUUACGGCUUCUUAUUUAUCCAAUGUUCCCUGAUUUUGGUGUGUUCAGAUGGGUCUGUAAUUUCUUUAGCAGAUGUAUUGGUAACCCUUAUUUAACCUAUAAUAUGCCGCUACAAUUGUAUCUCUCUCACACAUCACACAUACUCUGUCUCCCUCUCUUCCCAGCUUAUGAUGUAUGCCUUUCUCUAUUUCUUUCUAUAAAUAUAAUUAUGCUUUUUCCAACACUUUAUUAUUUCUGUUGCCUAUGAAAUGUGAAAGCCAUUGUAUAAAUAAAGCAUUAUUAUCUUUCUUGUA